Messenger RNA from Candida tropicalis MYA-3404, 2373 nucleotides. RefSeq names its product ubiquitin-specific protease. The transcript has a single exon. Bases 1 to 2373 code for a protein of 790 amino acids. Gene Ontology annotation, cellular component: cytosol; nucleus. Gene Ontology annotation, molecular function: zinc ion binding; cysteine-type deubiquitinase activity; cysteine-type endopeptidase activity. Lineage: Eukaryota; Fungi; Ascomycota; Pichiomycetes; Serinales; Debaryomycetaceae. The record is from RefSeq and is a predicted model, not a curated record. Gene Ontology annotation, biological process: protein deubiquitination.
AUGACCUUGGAAUUGCCUUCUGAUAUUCUGCUGACUAUUCCAGCAAAUGCCAAGAUCUACAAAGAUGAUUGUAUGUACUCAUUCGAUACCCCAGAGAAUAAUGAGUUGGGAUUGGACAUUGAUUUGAAAUCAUACAAGGCAUAUUCAAGAAAUAAAGAUUACAAUUAUACUAAAGAAAACUUUGAAAAAACAGGAAAUUAUUUAUACUUAAACAUUAAAAAAAAAUUGAAACCUCAAGAGGAAAGAAAUAAAUUAUUAUAUGAUGAUAAUGGCGAAAAAACCCCUAAAUUGCAAAAAUUGGAAAUCAAAAAUGUAUCCGAUGAUGAUUAUUAUAAUUCUACGAUCACUGUAUAUGAUGUUAGAGAUGAUAAAGUUUAUCAAAGAAAUGAAGUGAGUGAAUCAUUCAACAAGUUAAUUGAUGCUAUUCUUGCGGCAAAUUCCUCAGCCACAGAAGAUGAGAUUAAACAAUGGGAACAAGAAAUUAUACCAUGUCAUCAUUCAAUAGAUGUUGAACAAUUUGAUAAUGAUAAUUUAGAUUUAACUAAAUGUAGUCAAUGUGAAUUGGCGGAAAAUUUAUGGAUUUGUUUACAUUGUGGAAGUUUAGGUUGUGGUAGACAACAAUAUGGUUCUGAUUUGAAAGGAAAUGGACAUGCAUUAGCACAUUAUGAAAUUAGUCAACAUCCAGUGGCUAUUAAGUUAGGAUCUUUAUCUGCUGAUUCAGAAAGUUGUGAUGCUUAUUGUUAUCAAUGUAAUGAUGAAGUUAAAGUCCCUAAUUUGGCUGAAAAAUUACACAAGUUUGGUAUUGAUUUGAACUCGGCUGUCAAAACUGAAAAAUCAUUAGUUGAACUUAAUAUUGAUCAAAAUUUAAAUUGGGAUUUCAAAUUGGAUGGUGCUAAUGGAGAAAAAUUACCACCUGUUUAUGGUAAAGGAUUGACUGGUUUCCAGAAUUUGGGUAAUUCUUGUUAUAUCAAUUCAGUUCUUCAAUCACUUUACAAUUUGGAUGGAUAUAAGAAAUAUCUCAAGGAUGAAAAAUUUCCACCACAAGUUGAAAAUCCAGCUAAUGAUUUAAUUAGUCAAUUGAUUAAAAUUUAUGAUGGUUUAUAUAGUGGUAGAUAUUCCAUUCCUGGAUCAUUAAAAGGUGAUGAUUAUCAAUUGGGUAUUAAACCAUCUGCAUUCAAAACUUUAAUUGGAGAAAAUCAUCCUGAAUUUAAAACUCAGAGACAGCAAGAUGCUUUUGAGUUUUUAUUGUAUUUCCUUGACAAAGUGGAUAAAGAGUUGGGUCUUAAACUCAAUGAAGAUUUGAAGUUUUUGUUGACCAGUAAGGUAUUGUGUGCUCAUUGUUCACAUGGUACUUUAACUAAUGAUUUGGUGGAUAACAUCUCUGUGCCAAUUGAAGCCGAGGUUUUAAGUAAAGAUGAAGAUGGGAAGAAAAUUUACAAAGAAGUUGAAUUAAUUGAUAGUUUUAGAGAAUACACUUCUGAAGAAGCUAUUGAAGGUUAUAAAUGUGAUAACUGCGAUGAAUCUCCAGGAAUGGCAUUUAAAUCUUCAGGUUUCAAAACUUUCCCCAAAUCCCUUGUUGUUAAUGUUCAAAGAAUUAAAUUGGAAAAUUGGGCACCAAUAAAAGUUGAUGUUCCUAUUGAAAUUCCUUAUGAAUUAGAUUUAUCUGAAUUCACAGCACCAAAAUUCAAUGACGGUGAAGUUGAAGAAGCAAAGAAAAAUGAAUCAGACACUGGUGCUUCAUUUGUUGCUAAUGAAGAGGCAUUAACUACAUUAUUAAGCAUGGGAUUUCCUGAACCUAGAUGUCUUAAAGGAUUGUUCAAUACAGGAAACAAUAAUGCCGAGGAUGCCAUGAAUUGGAUAUUUGCUCACAUGGAUGAUGCAGAUAUUGAUGAACCAUUUGAUCCAAAUGUAAAUUCUUCUUCUUCUUCUGCUUCAUCAAAUGAACCAUCAGCUGAAUUGAUUGAAAAUGUUUGUGCUAUGGGAUUUUCUCAACAAUUGGCUAAAAAAGCAUUAUUAUUAAACAAUAACGAUAUUAGCGCGGCUGUUGAAUGGUUAUUUUCUAACCCCGAUGACAAUGGUGUCAUCGAGGACAAUGCAAAACCGGUUGUUAAUAUUAAUGAAGAGAAGGCAAAAUUGAUUGAAAAAUUGGAAAAAUCAACUUGUAACAAUGGCAAAUAUGAAUUGGAGUCUGUUAUUUGUCAUAAAGGUACAUCACCACAUACAGGUCAUUAUGUUGUGUUUAUCAAGAAGCUUAUUGAUGGAGAGUAUAAAUGGGUAUUGUUUAAUGAUGAAAAAGUUGUUGUUUGCGAUGAAGACAACUUGCAAGAUAUGAAGAACAGUGCUUAUGUUUAUAUAUUUAAAAAGAUAGAGUAG